GCGACGUUUCCAGUGGGCUCGUCCCCGUAUUUCUGCUGGUUGAUUUGCUGACUGGACUCCCGGCGUCAUGGCUUCCUCCGGGGUGGCUGCUGGUCGACAGACCGAGGAUGCGUUACCGCCGCCGUCCGAGCCGCCGCUGCCCGAGACCAAGCCGCUGCCGCCUCCUCAGCCGCCACCGCCGGUCGCUGCGCCUCAGCCGCAGCAGUCCCCGGCCCCGCGGCCUCAGUCACCCGCCCGCGUGAAGGAGGAGGAAAACUACUCCUUUUUACCUUUGGUUCACAAUAUCAUCAAAUGCAUGGACAAGGACAGCCCGGAUGUCCACCAGGACCUGAACGCCCUCAAAACCAAGUUCCAGGAGAUGCGGAAGCUCAUCAGCACCAUGCCUGGCAUCCACCUGAGCCCUGAGCAGCAGCAGCAACAGCUGCAUAGCCUUCGGGAGCAAGUCAGGACCAAGAAUGAACUUCUGCAGAAGUACAAGAGUCUCUGCAUGUUUGAAAUCCCCAAGGAGUAGAAUGAAACCGACUUCCAGGAAUGCCGCACUAGGAAGGAGGAAAGCAAGUGGCCUGUUUCCCCGCCAUACUCUUGAAGCUCAGUCCCUUCAGACCCCAGCUCUGAACUGUGUAGCCAAGUGGGGCUGUUGUACUGCUCCAAGAACUGAGUUUGGCACUGACUAUGUGGGGAGCCAGCAUGCGAGCUUGGCUUUGCUGGGGCUUCCUUGUAUGUAUAUAUGUCUAGAUGCAAAAUAACUUGAGUGCCUGCUGGUGGAAGUAAGAAUAUUCCUGCAGGCUUGGGGGGUGGGGAGGACUCCCCUGCCUCUGAGGAGGGGGCCAUCUGCUGUGUGUUGGACCCCACUGGCAGAUCUGAAGACACAGCAGGGAGAGAGGGGGCUCCUUUCUUCUUUUCCUCCUGCUCCUCUCCACUCACCCCUUAGGAUCAGUGUGUAUCAGGUACAUAUUGUUCUUCUUGACAGCAGUUUCAUGACAUGUUUGCAUAUGGCAUGGAUUUAAUGUGCUAAAAAAAAGGCUGUGAGAGAAUGAACAUUGUUUUGAAAGGCCAGAGGGAGGCUUUUUCCUCCAAAACAGUUUUGGUUCCAUUUAUGGUUGAGCCAGUGAACAGAACAGUAUCUGUGGGCGUGUCAGCCCAGAGCCCUGCCAGGCAGCCCUUGUCUCCAAGUUCUCUGCUUCCUACGUGUUCUCCUUACAUUUAGCUCUUGCUCCCUUUGUCUUCUGUCACCUUCAGUUAGUGCCCCAGAAUGGCCAAGACACUUCACACCCUCAUUGCUUCCCCAGAUUAGAGAGGUGCUGUCCUUUCUAUGCAGGCUCAAACAGGUUUUCAGGCGAGCAGAUCUUCUGGCAUUUCAGAUUCACAUUGCUCUGGUUUAAAAAAUUAUCUCCCCCUCUGGCCUUCUCACUGAAGAAUCGACAACAUUUACUGCACUGCAAACAAAGGGGUUCACGAUGCACCUUUUGUUCAGAGGACGGCAGCUUGAGUGGUCCCUCAGCGAGGGUUAGCUGGUCCUAGAAGUUGUGCAUCCAGGUUCUAGUUCUUAAAUGUUUAUGAGCAACCCUCAUUUUCCCCAGCACCACUGAUUUCUUCCAGAUGGGACAUUUUAUGUGUGUACUCUUGCCUGGGCCGUCAAAUGAGGUCAGAGCGGUUCUCUCCCCUGCCUCUUACGGAUGAGGUGAGAAGUAACUGAAUAUUGUUUGGAUUUAGAAAUGGGCACAUAACCUGUGCUGACCAGUUCAGGGACUUAGCAGAUGCCUGCCAGCUGACCUCGUUGGCAGAAGUAGUGGUUGGAGGUGUUUUGUAGGGGUUCCAGUAGUGUUGGCCUGCAGCCACCUGUCAGAAGAUGGCUGGCAUGUUGGAAACCUAGGGGUGUGUGAAGGAGGAUAUUGGAUUUCAGUGGCUUUGGACAGAAAGGCAGGUUCUGAAUUUAAGCUGCAGUUGCCUAUUAGACCUGUUCUACAUUGGGAAUGUUAUUUAACUGAAUCAGUUAUUUUCUUGGAAUUUCAGUGUAGUGGCUGGGCUGGUUUUAAGUCUCUGACCAAAUACCAUGAAACACAAAGCACAUAAAAAUAUAACACUAUCAGGGUCUUUCUGCAAGGCUGAGAUGGAGGGCUCCUCACAGGGGCGGAGGGGGAUAAGCCUUCCCUUCAUUCCAGAGUUUUGACUUGUGACCUUUUCAAAUGUGUGAUUGAAAGAAUUUACAUCUGCUCUAGACAUGGUUCUUGUACUGAGAAAUUCAUAGCAGGAUGUCUCUUGGAUAGUUGAGAGGAAAAUGUUGACUUAGACACAGAAUGAGGUUGUAAGAA
Galeopterus variegatus (Sunda flying lemur) is the source of this 2312-nucleotide messenger RNA. It is a transcript of the gene MED9, whose product is annotated as mediator complex subunit 9. Gene Ontology annotation, molecular function: transcription coregulator activity. The coding region runs from base 68 to 511 and encodes 147 amino acids. The record is from RefSeq and is a predicted model, not a curated record. Gene Ontology annotation, cellular component: mediator complex. Gene Ontology annotation, biological process: regulation of transcription by RNA polymerase II. The transcript is spliced from 2 exons. NCBI's taxonomy places the organism in Eukaryota, Metazoa, Chordata, Mammalia, Dermoptera, Cynocephalidae.